Messenger RNA from Sphaerulina musiva SO2202, 1422 nucleotides. RefSeq names its product SAF domain-containing protein. Lineage: Eukaryota; Fungi; Ascomycota; Dothideomycetes; Mycosphaerellales; Mycosphaerellaceae. Bases 1 to 1371 code for a protein of 456 amino acids. The record is from RefSeq and is a predicted model, not a curated record. The transcript has 3 exons.
AUGACCAGCCUAUCCACCAAGCUCGCCGAGCGUGAAGCGGCCGGCAAGCCAAUACAAAUCGGUCUCAUUGGCGCGGGGAAGUUUGGUUCAAUGUUCAUCUCUCAAUCGCAUCGGACUCCAGGAAUGCGUUUAGCUGGCAUUGCAGAUUUGUCGGCAGAUCGAGCUGUCGCAGCCUUACGAAGGACCUCAUAUCCGCCUGAUCGAUUCGACCAUACAGCUUCGUUGUCUGUUGAAGAAGGCCUCGCAGCCGGCAAGACUGCCAUCACACAAGACUCGGCUGCGCUCAUUGCAACGCCAGGAAUCGAUGUAAUUCUUGAAGCGACUGGCAGUCCAGCUGCCGGGAUCCGCCACGCGCUGCUCUGCUGCGAACAUCAGAAGCACAUUGUGAUGAUCAACGUCGAAGCUGAUGUUUUAGCUGGUCCGUUGCUUGCUCGAAAGGCACGAGAAGCCGGCAUCAUCUACUCCAUGGCGUAUGGAGACCAGCCCGCUCUCAUCGCGGAACUGGUCGACUGGGCCCGAACAGCCGGGCUGGAUGUGAUUUGCGCUGGUAAAGGCACGAAGCACUUGCCUCAAUAUCAUCACUCUACGCCCGAUACCGUGUGGGAACAUUACGGUUUCACUAAGGAGCAACUCGCUUCUGGCGAUUUCAACCCACAAAUGUUCAACAGCUUCUUGGACGGAACCAAAUCCGCGUUGGAAAUGGCCGCUGUUGCCAACGGCUGCGAUUUGGUGCCUCCAGACAAUGGAUUGUUAUUUCCGCCAUGCGGAACCCAUGACUUGCCGCAUGUAUUGCGCCCUAAAGCAGACGGCGGAAUGCUCGAUAAGAAAGGUACAGUAGAAGUCGUUUCCUGCCUUGAGACAGAUGGACGCCCUGUGCACAACGAUCUUCGCUGGGGUGUAUACGUGAUCGUAGAAGCACCGGGCGAGUAUCAGCGAGAGUGUUUCAAGCAGUAUGGUUUGCAAACUGAUAGUACGGGCAAGUACGCGGUGCAGUACAAACCCUACCAUCUGAUCGGUCUCGAGCUAGGCAUCUCAGUAGCCACUAUCAUGUGUAGAGGUGAACCGACCGGACAGACGAGGACUUGGGCCGGCGAUGUUGUCGCUACUGCGAAGCGAGAUCUCAGGGCAGGCGAGAAGCUGGACGGCGAAGGGGGCUUCAUGGUGUACGGAAUUCUGAUCCCAGCGAGAGCCUCAAUGGAGAUUGAAGGUCUACCGAUAGGGCUUGCGCAUGGUCUUGUGCUGAAGAACGACGUGAAGCAAGGUCAAGGACUCAGCUGGAAAGACGUGGAAUACAGUGCAGACACUCAAGCUGUCGCUGUAAGGAAAGCGAUGGAGGCCAUGUUCAAGAAACAGUUUGAGCAAUGUUCCUAGAGGGGGCUUUUGCUUGCACGGAAUCACAAAGCAAAUGAUGUUGCAUCUGAC